Impatiens glandulifera is the source of this 2434-nucleotide messenger RNA. Its product is annotated as receptor-like protein CLAVATA2. The record is from RefSeq and is a predicted model, not a curated record. The transcript has a single exon. Lineage: Eukaryota; Viridiplantae; Streptophyta; Magnoliopsida; Ericales; Balsaminaceae. Bases 179 to 2269 code for a protein of 696 amino acids. Gene Ontology annotation, molecular function: protein binding.
AAGUGUUUGUAGAAGAAUGGAAAGGUCCGUGAGUAUAUGCUUUUCUCAGUCCCACAUAGCGCAUUAGAGCCAGUUAUUCUCCUCUUUCUCUUUUCUUCUCUGCAAUUCUAUUGAUUCCCUAACUCUCACUCUAUCCUUCUCUAUAACCUCCAGUUUCUAGGCCGUAAUACACACAAAAAUGCUUCACCUGCUGCGAUUUCUGCUACUUUUCUCGUCUUUUUCACUCUCUACAUUUGCGCUAGAUGAGGACGAUAAGGCUCAGUUACUACUCUUCAAAUCGCACCUGGAAGAUUCCAACCAGACCUUAUCAAGUUGGGGAAGAAACUCUAACAACUGGACCGGACUCAUCUUCUCCAACCAGACAGGUCGAUUAGUCUCCUUCAAUGUUACUGGAACAAACAUCGCUGGCCGAAUUCAUCCCAGUAUCUGCCAGCUCCUGAAACUUGAAACCCUAAUUUUGUCUCGUACGAACAUCACCGGAACGAUUCCUUCCUGUCUCGGCAGAUUAUUGAACUUGAAGAUUCUGGAUCUCAGCUACAACGCGCUGGCUGGAGCAAUGCCGGACACGCUCGCGGGGUUGAUUCAGCUUGAAAUGGUUGAUUUCAGAGGUAAUGGAGGUUUGUUUGGUGAUUUCCCGACGUGGAUUGGAAAUUUCUCUACAAAGCUUGAGAGGAUUGAUAUGAGUUUCAAUUCGUUUUCUGGAGAAAUUCCCGAUAGUUUGUAUUAUUUGAAUCCUCUCAGGUAUUUGGAUCUAUCUCAUAAUUUUCUGUCCGGGAGUGUUGGUGAAUUUCGUCAACCAUUGGUGUAUGUUAAUCUGGAAUCCAAUAGGAUUUCUGAUACUUUACCUUGUUUCUUGGCAUCUGUUGAUUCAUUAUCUGUUCUUAAUUUGGCAAACAACUCUAUUGAAGGAGGAAUUCCUGCUUGUCUAUCUGACCUUAGUGUAUUGACUCAACUCAAUCUUUCCCAUAACAAUUUAGCAUAUGCAGUUUCUCCUAGAUUGAUCUUCUCAGAGAAACUUAUUCUUCUUGAUUUGAGUUUCAAUAGUCUUUCCGGUCAAGUUCCAUGGAGAAUCGCUAAACCAUCUGAGAAAUCCGGGCUUCUGUUUCUCGACAUGUCUCACAAUCAAUUCUCCGGGGAGAUCCCUUCAACCAUUACUGAUCUCAAGAGCUUACAGUUCUUAUUCCUUUCUAACAACCACUUAACCGGUGAAAUCCCAGCUAGAAUUGGGAAUUUAACUUACCUCCAAGUGAUCGAUUUAUCCCACAACAUGCUAUCGGGAUCAGUUCCAUUGAAUAUUGUUGGAUGUUUUCAACUCCUUGCUUUGCUUCUAAACAAUAAUAACCUCUCUGGGGAGAUCCAACCUGAACUAGACGCGUUAGAUGGUCUGAAAAUAUUCGAUAUCAGCAACAACAUGAUUUCAGGUGAAAUUCCACUGACUUUGGCUGGUUGUAAGUCAUUAGAGGUUGUCGAUAUCAGCUCUAAUAAUCUAUCUGGACCAUUAAAUGCAGCCAUGACCAAAUGGUUGAACCUUAGGUUUCUCUCCCUGGCUCGAAACAAGUUCACCGGAGCAUUACCCUUAUGGCUGUUCUCAUUCAAACGUAUCCAAACCAUAAACCUCUCCUCUAACAAAUUCACUAACGAAAUACCCGAUGGAAAUUUUAAUCUUUCAUUGAAAUCAUCCAAGAAUGCGGAGAUGAAACAGUCUCUGAUUGUAACUGUCGACGAAGAACUGAGCUUCAAAUACGAUCUAUAUUCGCCACUGGGGAUAGAUUUCUCUGAUAACUUGCUACACGGGCAGAUUCCAGACGGGUUGUUUGGUUUACACGGAUUGGAGUAUCUUAACUUAUCAUAUAAUUUCCUAGACGGACAGAUUCCUCCUAAUUUGGAUAAGAUAUGGAGCUUGAGAUGGUUGGAUUUGUCUCAUAAUUCGUUAUGGGGUCAGAUUUCUGAAAGACUAUUGGGUCUCGGAAACUUGACAAUGUUGAAUCUUUCUUAUAACUGUUUCUCAGGAAUAGUUCCUGUGGGGCGGUUUCCUGGGGCGUUUGCAGGGAAUCCUGACCUUUGUAUGGAAGCAUCGUCGGGAUAUGAAUGUGAAGGGAGGAGUAUUCCUGCUGUGCCUGAGACUCCUGCUAUGAAAGAAGAAAUUAUGGGAAGAUCGAUUUCGGUAAUGGCUUUCUGUAUAAGUGGUUUUGUUAGUUUUUAUCUUGGUCUUUUUGGACUAUUUUGUUCUGCUAGGACAAGAAAUUAUAUUUUACAAAAUAAGGGGUGAUUAAUUCUGAUGGAUCAUGGAUUCAUAUUAUGUUUUCUUCUUUUUCAGUUGUGCUUUUGAUUCUUGUUGAUAGAGUAUUCUUCCUCAUCUACUUAGAUUUAUAAAAUAUUUAGCUUGUAAAUAUCAUGGAAAAAUAGAUGUUGUUGAUUUAAGUUUAUGUGGGAA